AUCUUGUUUUUCCAUAUCUGAUUGGUGUGAAACAAUGCUAAAACUACUCCACCAUCCAAGUUGAGCAUGACUUUGGGUGGCUCUUAGGACACAUUUGUAUAAUAUUCUGAGCAACAGUAGAAAAGUGGGCUGCUGUUUCCUUCUCCUGGAAUAUUUUUCUUUCAAUGUGUCAGUGUGGUCUAUAGCCUAUUCAUAUCCAAAGCAGACCUGAUCCUGCUUAGUUUUUGAUCCCCAAGAAGGUCAACUACUUUCUCAGACAAUGUGAGAUGGAGCUCAGAGUAAAAGUUGUCUCAUCUACUUAUGGUUAAAUCGUCCUAUUGUGGUUGACCCAUGGAAGCCACCAGUCACUGGAACUUCUUUAAUGGCAGCAGCUCUGGGGUAGCAUUAAGGAACAGCUCCAAUUUCAGCUCCCAGUUUACUAGUGUGCAGUUGAUCCAGUCUUUCAAACCUCUGAUUAUCCCCUGCUACACGUUGGUGGUGCUUGUUGGCAUCUUUGGCAACUAUCUUCUUCUUUAUGUCAUCUGCAAGACCAAGAAAAUGCACAAUGUCACCAACUUCUUCAUUGGAAACCUGGCCUUCUCAGAUAUGUUGAUGUGUACAACCUGCAUCCCCUUUACCCUGGCAUAUGCUUUCAACCCUCAGGGGUGGAUCUUUGGGAAGUUCCUGUGUUACUUUGUGUUCCUGAUGCAGCCCAUGACUGUCUAUGUCUCUGUUUUCACACUUACUGCCAUUGCUGUGGACAGAUAUUACACCACUCUGCAUCUCCUGAAGAAGCGUAUCUCGUUUACAACUUGUGUGUACAUCGUUGGUGGGAUUUGGCUGCUCUCAUGUGCCCUGGUAGCUCCAGCUGUUGCCCACACUUACCAUGUGGAGUUCCAGAAGGAAGGCUUUACCAUUUGCGAGGAGUUCUGGAUAGGAGAAGUGAGGGAACACCUGGCCUAUGCUUACAGCACCCUGAUCAUCACCUACAUCCUGCCUCUUUCAGCUGUCUCUCUCUCCUACAUCUGCAUCACCAUCAAGCUGAAGAACCGUGUCGUUCCGGGUCAUCCAACACAAAACCAGGCAGAGUUUGACCGCCUGAGAAGAAGGAAGAUCUUCCGCCUCCUGGUGUUGGUGGUGGCUGCUUUCGCUGUCUGCUGGCUCCCCAUUCAUGUCUUCAACAUUAUCCGCGAUAUCAACAUCAACCUCAUUAACAAAGAAUACUUCCUUCUGUUGCAGUUGCUCUGCCACUGGUUUGCCAUGAGCUCUUCCUGCUAUAACCCUUUCCUUUAUGCCUGGUUGCAUGAUCGCUUCCGAAGUGAGUUGAAGGAAAUGUUCACCUUCAAGAAGAGGAUAAUCCCUGCCAAUAAUUGUGUUGCAGUCAGUGUUAUGCUUUAGAUAUAGAUUCAGUUCCUGCAGCAAGUAAGUAAGGCAAAGUCUGUUUUGAGUUGAGUUCAACUGCUUAUGACUUCACAAAGGUGUUUAUAUAGUUUUCAUAUAGUAAAGGGCAGAUGUGUACAUGUAUGAAUAGAUUAUUGUUCUGUGCUUUAGAUAUUUUGAAUUACAAAUCCAGUUACCCCAAACCAGGAAUGGCUAAUGGUCAGAUGUCCGGUUAAACCCAAGGAUAAUGAGGAGCAAUUCCCUCAGAGUUCAGUUCUUUAUUUACUUACAGAAUCUUGCCAGACUAAGCCCUUACUAUUCCCAUCCUAAUGGAUAUACCCUGAGAGAUUCUAAGGCAGUGGUCCCCAACCUUCAUGGCUUGACAUCCUGGCAGGGGAGAGAGAGAGUGGUACUGGACCGAGCAAGUGGUGAACUGGUGUAUACGCAUACACAUGUAGCCCUUGCACAAGUGGCAGGUGGGUGCUUAAGCAUGCAGCUUGACUUCUGUGAGUGGUGACCUGGCGGCCAGUGCACAAGUGUCCACAGCCCACCACUCAGGCAAGUUGAGCUGCGCGUGUUCCAGC
Messenger RNA from Notechis scutatus (mainland tiger snake), 1943 nucleotides. Its product is annotated as prolactin-releasing peptide receptor-like. Gene Ontology annotation, molecular function: neuropeptide Y receptor activity; neuropeptide binding. Gene Ontology annotation, cellular component: plasma membrane; neuron projection. The record is from RefSeq and is a predicted model, not a curated record. Lineage: Eukaryota; Metazoa; Chordata; Lepidosauria; Squamata; Elapidae. Gene Ontology annotation, biological process: G protein-coupled receptor signaling pathway.